GGCCUAGCGCCCCUCUGCUGACCAGUGGUUGGAGGCCGCGACGGCUGCGCAUUGAGUAGCUUCCUGCCAUACGACCUGAGGUUUCUUUGCAGUUGCGGGACAAGCGCUUCGGUUGCUGGUAGUGAGUAGCAGUCACCGCGUGAGGGGAACUGAUCUUCGAUUCACGUCAUUUUAGCAAAUUAUCAAACUUGAAGAAGGGUCCUGGGAAUCCCUAGUAUGUAGCCAAAUCAGAAGCAUGGAUAACCUUGGAACCCAUUACUUGUGAUUGUCUUCUGAAGUGAGGAGCAGUCUUACAGAACAAAGCUAUUAACUGGUGGGAUCUGAAGAGUUCAGGGACAAUGCUGAAUGGGAUACCAAAGCUUUUCUCCAGGGGCCAGAGGUUGGAUCCUAGAUGUUUUUUGCACACUGGGACCCAGGCACCCCGAAUCGCUGCUGCUCACCUAGAAAACCAGGUUCCAAUUGAGAGUCCCAGAGCCAUUUUCCGCACUAAUGAAAGUGACCCAGCCAAGCAUGGGGAGCAGCAAGAGGGCCAGCACUACACCAUCCCCCUCCAGGAUUUGAAGACUGUAUUUCCCCAUGGCCUGCCUCCUCGAUUUGUAAUGCAGGUGAAAACAUUUGGUGAAGCUUGCCURAUGAUACGAAAGCCAGCCCUAGAGCUUCUGCAUUAUCUGAAAAACACCAAUUUUGCUCAUCCAGCUGUGCGGUAUCUUUUCUAUGGGGAGAAGGGAACAGGCAAAACCCUCAGUCUUUGUCAUGUUAUUCAUUUCUGUGCCAAGCAUGAUUGGUUGAUACUGCAUAUUCCAGAUGCUCAUCUUUGGGUGAAAAAUUGUCGGGAUCUUCUGCAGUCUACCUACAAUAAACAGCGCUUUGAUCAACCUUUAGAGGCUUCAACCUGGCUGAAGAAUUUCAAAACUGCAAACGAACGCUUCCUGAGCCAGAUAAAAGUUCAAGAGAAAUAUGUCUGGAAUAAGAGAGAAAUCACUGAGAAAGGCAGUCCUCUGGGAGAAGUGAUUGAACAGGGUCUGACCCGUGUGAGAAACGCCACAGACGCAGUUGGGAUCGUGAUGAAGGAGCUAAAGAUGCAAAGUUCUUUGGGAAUGUUUCGUCUCCUGGUGGCAGUGGAUGGAAUCAAUGCCCUUUGGGGAAGGACCACAUUAAAAAGAGAAGAUAAAACCCCAAUUGCUCCAGACGAACUAGCACUUAUUCACAACCUGAGGAAAAUKAUGAAAAAUGACUGGCACGGAGGUGCCAUUGUGUUGACUUUAAGCCAGACUGGAUCUCUCUUUAAGCCCCAGAAAGCAUACCUGCCGCAUGAGUUGCUGGGAAAGGAAGGAUUUGAUGCCCUGGAUCCCUUUCUUCCCAUUUUGGUUUCCAGUUAUAACCCAAAGGAAUUUGAAAGUUGUAUUCAGUAUUAUUUAGAGAAUAAUUGGCUACAACAUGAAAAAGCUCCUACAGAAGAAGGGAAGAAGGAGCUGCUAUUUCUAAGUAAUGCCAACCCUGGGCAGCUGGAACGUCUCUGUGCCUACCUGUGAGCCAUGGUCAUUAUGUGGAUGGAAGACAAUGGACAUUUCCUUAAUGCUGCACCCAGUCCC
Molecule: messenger RNA, 1592 nt
Organism: Urocitellus parryii (Arctic ground squirrel)
Lineage: Eukaryota; Metazoa; Chordata; Mammalia; Rodentia; Sciuridae
Gene: Dap3
Product: death associated protein 3
Biological process (GO): apoptotic process
Cellular component (GO): mitochondrial ribosome; mitochondrial small ribosomal subunit
Molecular function (GO): structural constituent of ribosome
Source: RefSeq, a predicted model, not a curated record